AUGAUCAACGCCUUUCUGGUCUUCAACGGCCAGGGUCAGCCCCGGCUAACCAAGUUCUAUACACAGUUGGAAACGAGCAUGCAACAGCGCCUGAUUUCCGAAAUAUUUACUCUUGUGUCGAAUCGACCGGCCGGGUCUUGCAACUUCCUCCCGCUUCCUCCCCUACUCGCUGCCUCAGGCACCUCACAUUCAUCGUCAGAAGAAGAGAACGAUGUUCCCUCCCUCGUUACCUACCGUAACUACGCGACUCUCUACUUCAUUGUCAUCUCCACCUCAACAGAGUCACCACUUGCCCUGAUCGAUUUGAUACAAGUCUACGUCGAGGCCCUCGAUAAGCUGUUUGAGAACGUUUGCGAGCUGGACCUCAUCUUCAACUUCGAAACGCUACACUCAACACUGGGCGAGAUGAUUGUGGGAGGAGUGGUCAUCGAGACGAAUCUAGAUCGCAUUGUCUCCGGCGUACGCGCGCAAGGUACCGUGGCCAAGAGACCUGUAAACGAAGGGCGCAGCGCCGGACUGGGGGGCGGACUGAGUAUGGGAGGCAACUUUGUCUGGCAUGGACGGUGA
Colletotrichum acutatum is the source of this 567-nucleotide messenger RNA. Its product is annotated as clathrin adaptor complex small chain. Gene Ontology annotation, cellular component: intracellular membrane-bounded organelle. Lineage: Eukaryota; Fungi; Ascomycota; Sordariomycetes; Glomerellales; Glomerellaceae. Gene Ontology annotation, biological process: protein transport; vesicle-mediated transport. The transcript has 2 exons. The coding region runs from base 1 to 567 and encodes 188 amino acids. The record is from RefSeq and is a predicted model, not a curated record.